UCUCGCGGCCCUGGAGGGGCGGUGCAGACGUUGGCCACGCCUCCUGCGGGGCGGUCCCGGGGACCGUGUCCAGCCUCUUCCGCAGGACCUGCGCGGGCUGAAAGCUCUUCGGAGCGGGGCACCUGUUCCGCGCCCAGUGGAUAAAUGGCAAGCAAAAAGCGAGAAAUCCAGUUACAGACAGUCGUUAAUAGUCAAAGCCUGUGGGAUGAGAUGUUGCAGAACAAAGGCCUAACAGUGAUAGAUGUUUACCAAGCCUGGUGUGGACCUUGCAAAGCAAUGCAACCUUUAUUCAGAAAACUGAAAAACGAACUGAACGAAGAUGAACUUCUGCAUUUCGUUGUCGCAGAAGCUGACAACAUUGUAACUUUGCAGUCAUUUAGAGAUAAAUGUGAACCUGUUUUUCUCUUUAGUGUUAAUGGCAAAAUUAUUGCCAAGAUCAUUGGUGCAAAUGCCCCACUUGUUAAUCAAAAAAUUAUUAACUUGAUUGAUGAGGAGAGGAAAAUUGAAGCAGGUGAAAUGGUUCGCCCUCAGUAUCAUGAAAUUGCGUUUGUGGACUCAGAUGCAGAAGAUGGUGAAGAAUCACCCUAUGAAAGUGCCGAGCAACUAUACAGUAUUGCUAUUAUCAAGCCCGAUGCUGUGAUUGCUAGAAAAUCUUUAGAAAUUAAAAAAAAAGAAACAAAUGUCCUUGACUUGUUUUACAUGUGGUCCCAUAACACGUCUGGAUCUGACCUUCCUCUCUACCGAAAGAUUCUCGAGGCAGGAUUUGUCAUAGAAAUAGAGGAUAAGAGAGUGCUCACUGAACAGCAAGUAAGGGACUUCUACAGUCGAAUAGCAGACCAGCCUGACUUUGAAGAUUUUGUCCUUUUUAUGACAAAUGGCCUGAGCCAUAUUCUAGUGAUAUCUCAAGGAAAUGAAGAACAGCCUGCCUGGGAAGAAACUGAACCCAAUCCCGAGACUGAAACUAAAGUGUAUGAGGAUUAUCACCAUGAGGUGGCCCCACCUACGCUGAGGAAGGAGAAGCGGUACAGUUUACAAGAAUAUCUGGAAAGACAACAUAUAUCUCAGCUCUGUGACAUUGAAGAGAGUAUAGCUAACGUUAAUAAGUUUAUUGAUAUGUUCUUCCCUGAUUUUAAAAGUAUGAAAAACCUCAAAUUAGAAAAGAUCCUGGCAUUACUUCGACCAGAUCUCUUUCAAGAAAAGAAAGAGAACGUUUUAGGUAUCAUCCAUGAUGAAGGCUUUAAAAUACUGAUGCAGAGACCAAUCGUAUUGUCAGAAGAAGAAGCACAAACACUGUGCAAGGAAUAUGAAAAUGAAGAUUAUUUUGAAAAUCUUAUAAAAAAAAUGACCAGUGGUCCAUCUCUAGCCCUUGUUUUAUUGAGAGACAAUUGUUUACAACACUGGAAAGAGUUAAUUGGGCCCAGCAGUGUUGAAAAAGCCAAGACAUCUCUUCCAGAGAGCUUAUGCGUGCAAUUUGCAGUGGAAGGUUUGCCUAUCAACCAGUUGUAUGGAAGUGAUUCGUUAGAAACUGCUGAAAAGGAAAUACAAUAUUUCUUUCCUCCUCAACAGACUUUAGCACUGAUUAAACCUCAUGUAACACAGGAACAAAGAGAGGAGAUCUUGAAAUAUAUUAAAGAGGCUGGAUUUGAAAUCACACAGAUGAAGGAAAUGCUCCUAAAUGAAGAAGCAGCAGACAAAAUUUACUCAAAAAUAAAAACAAAAGACUUUUAUAAAGAUGUAUUGGAAGUGUUAUCUGAAGGUCUGUCUUUGGUCAUGAUUCUGACCAAGUGGAAUGCUGUUUCAGACUGGAGACGAUUGAUGGGUCCUGUAGACCCAGAUGAAGCAAAACUACUGUCCCCAGAUUCUAUCCGAGCCCAGUUUGGAGCAAGUGUUUUGAAAAAUGCUGUCCAUGGAUCAUCUAAUAUCCAUGAAGCAAUGGAGACCAUCAAUCAAAUGUUUGAAGUGUUGGUUCCCGAGAACCCUGAGGGAAACUAAAGAAACUAUGAAGAGAGUGACAAGACAACCCACAGAAUGGAAGGAAAUAUUUGCAAAUUCUACGUCUGAUAGGGGUUUAAUAUCAGAAAUGGAAAAGGCUUGAACAGACAUUUCUCCAAAGAAGAUCAACAACUGGCCAACAAGCACAUGAAAAGAUUCCCAACACAAUUAGUCCUUAGAGAAAUGGACUAUAACAAGUGUUGAACUUUGAGAAGAUAAUGCAUGUAAGAUCGCACUGACAUACGAGCAUGUGGCACAGCUUCCUGGGAGGAAUAAAAAGGAAGAUACUCUCUGGAAGAAAACUCAACAUUACCUCAAGUUAAAAACUCACCUCAAAGUGAAAAACGUAUGGGUGUGCAUGGUAACAAUAAAACAGGAAGAAGUGAUAAAACCGAUGACUGGCUCAGGUCUCCACAAGAACCAAAACAAAACAAAAAGGAGGCUUUAUUGUUGCAAGUAUAUUAAUCUCCAGGCAGUAAGAAUUCCGGGCACGUAAAUUAAACAUGGCAAGUGGAGAGGACAAAUGACACAAAUAUUAUUUCGAGAUUCAUCCAAGGAGUCAGGUUCUAUUUAGGGGAAGCCAGAGCGUCCAAACACAGCGUCGCCAGUCGCCAACUCGAGAGGUAUGCCAGUUUCAGCUAGAACGGGACCCAAGCUCCCAAGAUGCCAAACCAGGCCAGCGAAAUAUCAAGCACAGGGGAUAACCCGGAUGACAUCGGAAGUCAUUCCCAGCAGUAGAAUCCAGUGAGUCGAAACCCCCUGGCUUAGUGAAAAAUAUUUGCAGCCCAAAUUCCUACAAGGGAAGAAAGUACAGUUUUGAGAAACGGCUGAACUCCUGACCCUUUUCCUGCCAGGCAGCUGAAGAGGCAAACUUGGAGAGGCUCUUCCUUGCGCAGCCGGUUGAAACUUGCUGCCUCUGUUUAACCGCGAGUCCCAAGUCCCAACGCUGCAGGAAUUUCCCUUUCUCCAUGGCCUGUCUUUUGAGCAAGGCUGAGAAGAAGAGCCAGGCUUUGAUCUUGCUUCCCGGGAUCGAGUUUCUGUUGAAGACAGUCAGUCCUUUGGGUCUCCGGAGGUAAUAACCCGCACAGCAUCCCAGGCAGAUGAUUCAUUUCAACCCUGGCUGAUCUCUGCAUUUUGACCUAAUGGCUCUAUCGGGCUCCGGAGCCUGUAUCCUAUUUGCGACGGAGAACCUUACGUCUGAACUAUGAAUGUGUUCCCAUAAACACCCAAGCCACAACAGCACUGUGAAAAGCUUCUUUUCCAAAACUUCCUAUGGAUCAAUACUUGCUUUUCUACCCAUAUGGGAUUUUGAAAAACAAAAAACAAAAAAACAGUUAUACUGUUGUAUUUGGUUUCCCGUUGAAUUAAUAUUUUCUGUCUUACUUAAGGCACUGUCAACAUAACCUCGGUAUCAGAUUAUGGCCUCUUUUGAAAAUACUAAAUAUUUCGAAAGCAGAAAAGUUACAGAGAACACUGUAACAAACACCUGUGUUCAGACCACCCAGAAGUAAUAAAGGUUAACGUUUUGUAACGAUU
Molecule: messenger RNA, 3528 nt
Organism: Felis catus (domestic cat)
Lineage: Eukaryota; Metazoa; Chordata; Mammalia; Carnivora; Felidae
Gene: NME8
Product: NME/NM23 family member 8
Exons: 21
Coding region: 145-1992 (615 amino acids)
Source: RefSeq, a predicted model, not a curated record